Messenger RNA from Thermochaetoides thermophila DSM 1495, 903 nucleotides. RefSeq lists its product as uncharacterized. The transcript is spliced from 2 exons. Lineage: Eukaryota; Fungi; Ascomycota; Sordariomycetes; Sordariales; Chaetomiaceae. Gene Ontology annotation, biological process: poly(A)+ mRNA export from nucleus. The record is from RefSeq and is a predicted model, not a curated record. The coding region runs from base 1 to 903 and encodes 300 amino acids. Gene Ontology annotation, cellular component: nucleus.
AUGGUCGACUACAGCUCUAUGAAAGUUCCCGAGCUCAAGAAGCUUCUCUCCGAGCGUAGCCUCCCUCAGUCUGGCAAUAAGGCAGACCUUAUCGCCCGUCUCCAAGAGUACGACAAGCAACUGGCUGCCAAAAAUGCGGAGCCGCAGGCCGACUCCAAGAAGCCUGCUCCUGCUGAGGAUGAGAUCGAUUACGAGGAUGACGACCUUCCGGCGACCACAACUACCACUACCGCGACCAAAGACAACAAGGAUACCGUAGCCGAGAAGCCUGCGGCCAACGAGAACGCACCAUCUGCUGUCUCGGCUCCCACUGCCAGUACCGAGGAAAAGAAGACGGAGCCUGCCGCUACAACUUCUGCAACAACAUCCGAGAAAGCCGCAGAAGAGAAGAAAACUGAAGAUGCCGCCACUGCCAAGACGACAUCGUCCUUCACACAGAACCUUCCUCCCACCGACGCGAAGACGGAAGCCGAAAAGCGCGCUGCGCGCGCCGCCCGUUUUGGUUUGGAUGUCCAGUCGGAAGAAGCCAAAAAGGCUGCUCGCGCGGCUAGAUUUGGCCUGCCGCAGGAGGCAGUGGCCGCUCUCGACAGUGCUCUGCCCGAGCGUGUUCCUCGUAAACGUGGUCGCAGUGGUGAGGGUGACAGCGAGGCCCGUGACAACAAGAGGCGCGAUCGUCACGGUCCCGCUGGUCGGAAUCACCAAGGCCGCGUUAGUUCUGGUCGGCAUCAGCCUCGUCGUGGCGGCGGCGGUGGUGGAAACAGGGGCAAUGGGUACGCCAAUGCCAGGAAGGGCAACAACAACGGCCCGAAGCCUGCAGUUAAGAAAAUCGCGGAUGAUCCGGUUGAGAGGGCGAAGAUGGAGGCCAGAGCUAAAAGGUUCGCUGCCAAGCCUGCUUCUUCUUAA